Messenger RNA from Aspergillus fumigatus Af293, 1266 nucleotides. Lineage: Eukaryota; Fungi; Ascomycota; Eurotiomycetes; Eurotiales; Aspergillaceae. The record is from RefSeq and is a predicted model, not a curated record.
AUGGAGGAGACGUCAUGUUCUCAUAAUAAGCGGAGAUCUGAUCCUCGGAACAUCAAACGCCUCUCGGGCUCCCUGCAGUGUUUGGCUUUUCCCCUACCUUCAUUUUCUCUUCAAUACGUUCGUUUCAGGAAUAAAAAUUUCCGGGUAGCUCGGCGAUGCAGACUGGAUCCAUCGUUUCCCGAAUUCAGAGAGUCCGACGCAUCCUCGCUGGAAAUAAUUAAAUCCCCACAAUCAUUAGAACCGCCACCCCGUCUUACAAACGGAUUGGAGAAAGACAGGCGCUCCGAAGACACUCCACACAAUGGCACAUUAGAUGCGUCGGCUGGUGCCUCGCAAGAUAUAGACAACGCCAUCGCAGAUAUUGGUGGCAAUAGUUUAGAAUUGGGGAACAAAUUGCGCACAUUACCUGCAUGGAUUCGAUCUUACGAAGCUGCGAACGAUGAAGCCGAGGCGUCGGCUACAGCAAGACUCCUACCCCCGCAACCCGAGACUGGCUUAGGCCCACGUCGCGAAUCCCGGUGGAAAUCUUUCUCAAAGGCAAUCGCCUAUCCCCUAGAACCUGGCCUUGAAGAGAAGCUGGUAACGCCUGAAUGGCUGAAUCAGAACCAUACGGACUUCUCGCAGCCAUGGCGAGGGCAAUUGGAGCCGAGUGAAGAUACCGAGGAUCCUCUCAAAAUGAAACGACGCAGACAGAUCUGGUUCAAGCGCUUCCACCGCACUUUGUUGAAGAGCCCUAUAGUACCUCUGAUCUUUCGGCUCACCAUCUGGUGCUUCUCUCUUACUGCCCUUGCCCUUGGAGGAUCUAUACAGCAUCUCUCAGACAAGUACCAACACCCUCAAGGUCCGUCCGCCUUGAUGGCUAUUAUUGUGGAUGCAGUCGCGCUCGUCUAUCUAAUCUACAUCACAUGGGACGAAUACACUGCCAAACCACUAGGGCUACGCUCUCCGGCUGCCAAGGCCCGACUGAUUCUCCUGGAUAUAUUUUUUAUAGUGUUCGACUCAGCGAACCUAAGUAUAGCAUUCGAAUCAUUGUCCACGGUCAGUGGCGCGUGUACGCUGGCAGAGAUCAAUCAGCAGAUUUCCAAGAAGAAUAAUGCAAUAUGUGACAGGCAAAUAGCCCUUGCCUGCGUCCUGCUGGUUGCUCUGUUGGCUUGGCUCAUAACAUUUUCAAUAAGUGUUCUUAGGUAUGACACACCUUAUUCUAAUAAAUGCGCAGUGUUAACGGUCUUUCUUGAUAACAGACUCGUUGAGCGGGUUGCCCAGUGA